CAAAUAAUCCAGUUUUCAUCAGUAGUCCCUCCAAAGAUUUAUACUUGAAUAAAGAGCAUUAUAACACUGAGCAUUAAGGCAUGUUUGACCAACCCAUGCAGGCAGUAACAACAUGUAGGCAUUGUAUUAGAGGGAGUGCACUCUCCACUUUUCAGCCAAUCAGGAUGAUUUUCACUUUAUAGACUUUGAACAUAUUGUGAGUAAACCUUCAUUUGGGUAGUAAGGUGUCAGUUCUGCAAUACAAAUGCAUUUUGCCACUAUGAUUAGAAAACUGGCUGCUUUGAUUCUUUGGACUGCAGCAUCUCUGAGUCAAACUAAUGACAUUCCUCAUCAGAUUCCUUUGGAAGUGGUUGAAGUUGGUGGGAAUAUUACUCUGCAUUGUCCACUUUCAAAGACGGAGCGCAAAUUCUUCUACUGGUACAAGCAGCCGCUUGGACAUAUGCUCCAGACAGUUUCUUCAGGAAGCUUGACUGAACAAAAACUCAGUGAACAAUUUAACAACAAUCGCUUUAAUUUAACAGCGGGGGAUUCUCAGUGCUCUCUGACUAUCAAGAAUAUCAGUAAAGAGGAUGAAGCAAUGUAUUUCUGUCAAGGUGGGACUGCUUAUUUUCAGCAUUUUGCUGCAGGGAUGUACUUGGCCGUAAACGAUCAUAACAGUCCAACACUGACUCAUGUCAGACAAACCCCAGAGACAACAUCAGUCCAGGACGGGGACACAGUUAAUCUCCGCUGUUCUCUUCUGUCCAACACUUCUGUAAACUCUGGUCAAUGUCCAGCUAAAAACAAUGUGUACUGGUUCAGAGUCGGAUUCGGAGCCUCCCAUUCAAGCUUUAUUUACACUAACAAAAGCAGCUGUGAUGCUCAGCAAAGGAGCUGUGACUACCAGCUGUCAAAAACUAUACAGACGUCCUCAGAUGCUGGAAUAUAUUACUGCGCUGUGCUCACAUGUGGGAAGAUCCUGUUUGGAGAAGGAACUAAAGUAGAGAUGAGUAAGCCUUUGGAACCUCUUCUCAUUGUCCUGAGUCUGCUGUUGGGUCUUUGUGUGAUAGUGAUCGCAAUUCUUAUAUUCUCCAGAGAUUAA
This is a messenger RNA of Poecilia latipinna (sailfin molly), 1081 nucleotides long. RefSeq lists its product as uncharacterized. Bases 245 to 1081 code for a protein of 278 amino acids. The record is from RefSeq and is a predicted model, not a curated record. The transcript is spliced from 4 exons. Gene Ontology annotation, biological process: response to bacterium. NCBI's taxonomy places the organism in Eukaryota, Metazoa, Chordata, Actinopteri, Cyprinodontiformes, Poeciliidae.